GCAUCUCUGCUUUUGGUUCCGUGCUAUUAGGGUUUUAAAGAAGGGUUUCUAUCUCCAUAUCACUUCCACUCUAUCUCUCUCCCGAUUGAAAAUACUCUAUUCCAGGAAGAGAAAGACGAAAGGCCAUGGAUAGAUACACCAGGGUCGAAAAACCAAAGCCUGAGUCUCCGAUAAACGAGAACGAGAUCCGCAUCACCUCCGGUGGUCCCGUCAGAAACUAUAUUAGCUAUGCUACUUCCCUUCUUCAGGAGAAACAUGUAAGAGAGAUUGUCUUGAAGGCAAUGGGACAGGCAAUUAGCAAGACAGUAUCCAUUUCAGAGGGUAUAAAGAGAAGAAAUCCUCGUUUGCAUCAAGAUACUGCCAUCAGUUCAGUGAGCAUAACUGAUGUUUGGGAACCUAUUGAAGAAGGUCUUUUACCUGUGGAACAGACUCGCCAAGUCUCAAUGAUCACAAUCACCUUGUCAUUCAGAGAGCUAAACAAAAACUCACCUGGGUAUCAAGCUCCACAGUCUGUGGAACAACCAAAGGAACAGUAUCAGCAGAAGCAACCCAAACAAUCACGAGUUCCCUAUAAUGCUAUUCGUGAUGAUUCAUAUGGCCGAGGACGUGGUCUUAGUAGAGGUAGAGGGCGAAAUUGGGGCAGAGGUGGAUACAAUUAUGGAAAUUAUCAGGGGAAUUAUCAAGGAGACUAUCAAGAUAAUGGUGGUUAUUCAAACUGGGGUCGUGGUGGUGGGCGUGGCAGAAGUUGGGGUUAUCGUGGUCCUGGGUAUGAAAGAGGCAGAGGUGGAGGGGGUAGAGGCUACAGCCGUGGGCGUGGCUGGAUGGGCGGUCGUUCAAGGGGUGGUGGUGGUGGUAGAAACCAGGGAUAAGUAGGGAAAUGAGUUUCUCUUUUUGCUUUAGCUAAAUGCUUGCCUUGGCCAGUGGGCUAAAUUUAUCUUGAACUGAUUUUUUUAGUAGCGUAAAAUGUGGCUUAUCAUCAUCGGUCGGUUGUGUUUAUAAUUUUCUCAAUCAUAUGGAUGUGGGCAAGGUUUUUAUGUUCAUUUUUUGCGUUUAGCCAAUAGCAAGAGGGUUGCAAUUUUCUGUAAUUUAUUUUUACCCUUGUGGUUGCAGUUACUAUGUUCAUAUUUGGUUAUCAUAUUUCUUUAUUCCUUUAAAA
This is a messenger RNA of Manihot esculenta (cassava), 1156 nucleotides long. Its product is annotated as ribonuclease P protein subunit p25-like protein. The transcript is spliced from 8 exons. Gene Ontology annotation, molecular function: RNA binding. Bases 126 to 869 code for a protein of 247 amino acids. The record is from RefSeq and is a predicted model, not a curated record. Lineage: Eukaryota; Viridiplantae; Streptophyta; Magnoliopsida; Malpighiales; Euphorbiaceae.